AUGAUGCUUAAUCGCCUCUCGGACGGCCCGGCCACGGUUCUCUCUCCUUCCCGGGAACACGCCUUCGCUCAGUUCCCCCAGUCCUCUUUCCGCGACUCCCCAUCAAGCUUUAAUGGCUAUCCAGCAAACCCUAGCACCGUCUUUGCCAACAAUAGCUCUGCGCAGCCUAUCCCCUCGAGCUUCAAUUUCGCGUCUGCUCAUGCGGUUCCCAAGCCCUCUCGCAAAAGAUCGCGCGAUGAGGCCACUUUUGAAGAGGCCGUUGCUCCCAGCGCGCCCCCGGCGCCAGCACCCAAGGUCCAACCCAUCUAUGGAGAAGGCAUGGUUCUUUUAAACCCACAGACUGGCCUUGCAAUCUCGGCCGAGAGCCAGACCGGCACAUGGUACGAACAACAGUCUGAGCAGGCUGCCGCUGCACCUGUUUCUUCGCGGUCAAACGCGCUGCUUUCUGAUGCUACCGACGUAAGCCGCAAGUCCCAGCGCCUUGAUACAUCUGCACCCGGUUUGGACGAUAUCGCGUUGUCCUCGGUCCAUCAACGUCUGGACGACCCUAGCUCCAACGAUCUGCAUCGCACCCUCAAUGCGGGGCCUGCUCCGCCUGCCGAGCCUCUAGUGGAUGAUGCCACCCGUCUUCUAGGUAUCGGCUGGCAGCGUGUCAACACUGACGGUGACAUGGCCCCUGCUGUUCGUGGCUGGACCAAGUAUAUCGACAACCAAUACUCGGCCCACCUGCACGACUCUCAGAUGCUCCUCAAAAGCCGCGCUCUGAACGCCUAUCUUGUGUCUGCCACUCCGACUUCUGGACACUCGCCUGCCUUUUAUCUUUUCACCGAAGACCUCACUCAAGGCCAGCUCGUUGCCUCCUCCUGGGAAGCAUGCCUCCAAAAUCUUCGUAGCUCCCCCAUCAUAUUCGAGGGCGCCGCUCCCCUUGGAGCUACCGACCGACCUAGCGCACAACCCAUCUCCUUCAGCUCCAUGGAUACUGGCGUGCCACUUCUCCAACAAGCCAUGUCCAACCACCCUCAAACAUCAAGCGGUGAACUGAGCGGAGGCGCGGAAAUGGGAAUGGAGAUCGACUCGUAA
Penicillium concentricum is the source of this 1080-nucleotide messenger RNA. RefSeq lists its product as uncharacterized. Lineage: Eukaryota; Fungi; Ascomycota; Eurotiomycetes; Eurotiales; Aspergillaceae. The transcript has a single exon. The record is from RefSeq and is a predicted model, not a curated record. The coding region runs from base 1 to 1080 and encodes 359 amino acids.